UCCAUUCUCUUUUUCUAUCUAAUUACAAUAAAUUAAUGAACAUUGCCCCAUCAUACGUUUUGUGUUUUUAUCCGAUAUAAUUGCCGUUUGAACCACAUUUCCCAGAAUGCACUGAGCGGGGUUAUAGGUUAUUCGGACAAGAGUAGUUCUCCGCACAACUGCAGCCCGCUAAUACUGUCUAAUUAGGACUUUGGACCCUUUAUUGUGCAACAUUUCUCUUUAUCUCACACAUGUAUAUGAGCUGACGGGCUCCACUCAGUCUGCAUGAGAGACGGCGACGGUGCCGCUGUGCGGAACGACAACAAUCACCCCGUCCCGUUGGACUGCUGCGGAGGGCUCAACAACAUCGACUACUCCAAGAUGGACUUAUCCCUGAUGGAAGAAGUUCUAAAACACAUUAAUGUCUGUGACCCCAGCUUUUGUGUCGCUGUGAUCGCCAUCGUUUUCAACCCUCUCUUCUGGAAUCUGGUGGCGAGAUGGGAGCAUCGUACUCGGCGACUCUCCGGACUCUUUGGAAGCCCCCGCUUGGCCUGUUACUGCCUGGGCUUUGUCAUCAUUUUGCUCAAUGUUUACCGCAGCCACAGUAUGACGGUGGCUAUGAAGGCCCAGGCCAGGUGGGAGAUGAUGGACAGGACCAUUGUUUUCUACACGGGGAUAGCUCUCAUGGCAAUUGGCUCUCUACUGGUGGUCAGCAGCUUCUUCGCUCUGGGAUUCACGGGAACCUUCCUAGGUGACUACUUUGGCAUCCUGAUGGAUGAGAAGGUGACAGGGUUUCCCUUCAGCAUCACAGAGAACCCGAUGUACUGGGGCAGCACUGCGAACUACCUCGGCCUGGCACUUGUUGGUGCCAGUCCUGUCGGUUUAGUGCUGACUGCUGUAGUGGCCGUGGCUUACAAGGUGGCAAUAAAGUUUGAGGGACCAUUCACUGAACGGAUCUAUCAGGAGAGGAGUCAGCGCCGCAAGCGUGAGUAAUCCCCCCUCCCGCCCAGACACUUCCUGCUCCACGUUUGGCUGAGGAUUCCCAUCCGGUCACAUGGACGGACGGACGGACGGAGCGAGCGACAGCACUGGUCAUUAAUCGACCUCCAGCAUAGAUACGAGAGAAAUGUUCACGAUACAGAUCCAAGUGUUCCUCUUCUAAUUUAGUUCAAGUUCCUUUAAUGAACGAGGAAGCAGGGUGCAUUAAUUCUCCUUAUUCUGAACCUGGAGAUGGUUUUGUGUUGUAUUGUGUAGAGAUUGUUAAGUUGAUGGAAUAGCGUGUUGUUCUGGAGAAUAUUGACAACAAAUCAGUGUUAAAGGGCAAAUCCACCAGUUUUAAACUACUCUACUCUACCGUAGUCUUAAAAUACUUGUACGGUUGUGUGAGGAGAAAAGGCUGAAGAGGGAGAUGUAAAUGUGGCUCAUAGACGGUUUCAUGUCAACAGCUGUAAAUUAGCACUAAAACGACCGGUUGACUAAAGGUAGGAAACACAAUGAAAAGAUGGGGUCAGCUAAAAGAAAACCUCUAUGUGACAUAAGUUCAGUAUUUUGCAACGGUUUAGAUUCCAGGACACAGCAAACACCAAAUCCAUUGUCCCAAAUCUUUGUUUUGUUUUUUUGUUUAUUUUUUUUUCUUUACUGUGUUUUGACCUACAGGAACUGUGACGUUUUUGACACAUGAUUGUGUAAAUUGCUCAGGGAUACGAACAGCCUCACUCCUUCAUCUCUAACAAAGUUCUUGAUUCAUCUCAAAUUUCAGUUCUGCCCACAUUUGUGCAUUUCUAUUAAUAGGAGUUCUUUAUGUAAUAAAAGCGUGAUUGGAUGUAUGAA
This is a messenger RNA of Mugil cephalus (flathead mullet), 1809 nucleotides long. RefSeq names its product phosphatidylethanolamine N-methyltransferase (gene pemt). The record is from RefSeq and is a predicted model, not a curated record. Gene Ontology annotation, molecular function: phosphatidylethanolamine N-methyltransferase activity. The transcript is spliced from 7 exons. Bases 265 to 972 code for a protein of 235 amino acids. Lineage: Eukaryota; Metazoa; Chordata; Actinopteri; Mugiliformes; Mugilidae. Gene Ontology annotation, biological process: phosphatidylcholine biosynthetic process.